Vicia faba (fava bean) is the source of this 1599-nucleotide messenger RNA. The record is from the annotation of a GenBank genome assembly. Lineage: Eukaryota; Viridiplantae; Streptophyta; Magnoliopsida; Fabales; Fabaceae.
AUGAUAUCUUUUGUCAAGAACAUGAUGAUGGAAAUGGAUACAAACACAUUUACACUCUUGUUCACUCUAGCAGCUUCCCUCUUUGCAUACUUAUUCUGGUUCCACUUACUAGCACGAAACUUAACCGGUCCUAAAGUUUUCCCAUUUCUCGGCAGCCUCCCAGUUCUCUUCCUAAACCGAAACCGGGUUCACGACUGGAUAACCUCAAACCUAAACCAAACCGGGGGUUCAUCCACUUAUCAAACAUGCAUCCUCCCUUUCCCUUUCUUGGCAAGCAAACAAGGCUUCUACACAGUCACAAGCAACCCAAAAAACAUCGAACACAUCCUCCGAACCCGGUUCGAUAAUUACCCAAAAGGACCCACAUGGCAAACCGCUUUCCACGAUCUUUUAGGACACGGAAUCUUCAACAGCGACGGCGACACGUGGCUGGUUCAACGCAAAACCGCUGCUUUAGAAUUCACCACAAGAACCCUUCGUCAAGCCAUGGCUCGUUGGGUGAACCGAACCAUUAAAAACCGAUUAUGGUGUAUUUUAGACAAAGCCGCUAAAGAAAAAGUUAGUGUUGAUUUGCAAGACCUUCUUUUACGGUUAACUUUUGAUAACAUUUGUGGACUCACUUUCGGUAAAGAUCCGGAAACUCUCUCACCGGAACUACCCGAUAACCCGUUUUCUCUUUCAUUUGAUUCGGCAACUGAAGCUACAUUGCAAAGACUACUUUACCCCGGACUCUUCUGGAGGUUCCAGAAGCUUUUAUCUAUUGGUGCUGAGAAAAAACUGAAACAGAGUUUGAAAAUUGUUGAAACUUACAUGAACGACGCCGUUUCAGCUCGUGAGAAAUCUCCUUCCGAUGAUCUUCUCUCACGGUUUCUUAAAAAGCGCGACGGCGAUGGAAAACCGUUUGACGCCGGGAAACUGAGACAUAUAGCGUUGAAUUUUGUUCUCGCCGGGAGAGAUACUUCAUCGGUUGCUUUGAGCUGGUUUUUCUGGCUUGUCAUGAAUCAUCCAAACGUGGAGGAGAGGAUUGUAUCUGAGUUGAUAGAUGUUUUGGCUGAAACUCGAGGUAGAGAUCGUCGUCGUUGGACUGAUGAGGCGGUGGAUUUUGAAGAAGCUGAUAAGCUUGUUUAUCUGAAAGCAGCGUUGGCGGAGACGCUGAGGCUGUAUCCUUCUGUGCCGGAGGAUUCUAAAUAUGCGGUGGAGGACGAUGUUUUACCGGACGGAAGUUUGGUUCCGGCGGGAUCGACGGUGACGUAUUCGAUAUAUUCCGUAGGGAGGAUGAAGAGUGUGUGGGGUGAAGACUGCAUGGAGUUUAAACCGGAGAGGUGGUUAUCGGUUCAGGGGAACCGGUUCGAACCGCCGAAAGAUGGGUAUAAGUUUGUGGCUUUUAAUGCUGGACCGAGGACUUGUUUGGGGAAGGAUUUGGCUUAUCUUCAGAUGAAAUCUGUUGCUGCUGCUGUGUUGAUUCGUUACCGGCUUUUACCGGUUCCCGGUCAUCGGGUUCAGCAGAAGAUGUCUCUUACGCUUUUCAUGAAGUAUGGGUUACGUGUGUUCUUGGUUCCACGUCAGCUUCAGGAGCCCGAAUCUGUUGUGGCUCAUUGA